This is a messenger RNA of Penicillium canariense, 297 nucleotides long. RefSeq lists its product as uncharacterized. The record is from RefSeq and is a predicted model, not a curated record. The transcript has 2 exons. Bases 1 to 297 code for a protein of 98 amino acids. NCBI's taxonomy places the organism in Eukaryota, Fungi, Ascomycota, Eurotiomycetes, Eurotiales, Aspergillaceae.
AUGUUGGAUCAGCAGUGUCGGUCCCGUGAGCUCGAGGCUGGGUUCGGCGUCGGAGGUUGUUUCGAUAUCCGUGGUAACGGCGGCGUUGAGCUUGAAGCUCAACAAGAGGGAGCCAUCCCCCAGUCCCUUCAGGUUGAUGAAAGUGCUGUUGGACAGGGUGAAGUACAUGGCUAUCUUGUGCUGUGCCUGCGGCCAGGCUCUCGGGUCGCCCACUUUCUGCUUCAGCUGCAAGCUGCCCGUGAUCACGUCAAAUACCGCGUUGACUUCAGCUACAAUCAAUUCGAGAGGAUCGAGUGA